ACAUCUGGUCGCUGGGCAUCACGGCCAUCGAGCUCGCCAAAGGUGAACCUCCGAACUCGGACAUGCACCCGAUGCGAGUUCUCUUCCACAUCCCCAAAUCUCCACCGCCAACACUGAUAGGAGAUUUCUCCAAGAGCUUCAAAGAGUUCACAGAGUCCUGUCUCAACAAGGACCCCGCCUUCCGUCCCACAGCGAAGGAGCUCCUCAAACACAAGUUCAUCGUCAAACACUGUAAGAAGACGUCCUACCUCAGCGAGCUGAUCGACAGGUACAGGAGGUGGAAGGAGGAGGGGCACAGCGACAGCAGCUCCGACGACUCCGACAGUGAGUCCAGUAACAAGGAGAACAGCGACUCUCCUGAAUGGUCCUUCACCACCGUUCGGAAGAAGAAGUCCGCCGGCGACAGGAAGGUUCUCAACGGAACGGUUCAGGAUCAGUUGAGUAAAUCGACCAGUCUGACCACAGUCAUCUCUCCUGUCUUCACCGAGUUGAAGCAGCAGCACAAGGAGCACUCUGAGCAGCACCAGGCCAUCGAGGACCUGGAGCGCAACAUCCGCCUGGCCGAGGACGUCUGUCCCGGCAUCACGGACAGGAUGGUCACACACAUCAUUGCCAGGUACCAGAAAUUCACGACCAACUAAAGGACGGACGGAGAGAGGAAGUCAGAUGAAGACUGUCUCCGUACGGUGACGCUGCUGGAGGAUUGGAUACGGAGGAGAUUUGCUGUGCGAUGUCUCCUCGCUGUACACACACACUUACACUUACACUUACACACACACACACACACACACACACACACACACACACACACACUACUAAUGUAAUAUAUACACUAUAUAUUAUGUAUAUAUAUUUUUUCACUGCCGCUGGUUGAACCUUUUUUUCUCCCCACGUUGGAUUCAGAAGACGGCUGCACUUUUGAAUGAACUGAAUUUUUGAGUCAGUCGGAUUUUUGGUUUUCGUUUCCCGUUUUUUCGGGUCAUGAACUCUCUCCGUUUUUUUCCCCCCAAUCACUUCUGCAGCUGAAGUUUGGAAUGCAAAGUAAGGCCCAGCCUUCAGUCCGACUUAAUUCAAACUUGACCCCAUGAAUAAUCUCCCCAAACUCCCUGAUUGACCAUCACGUGCCUUAAUUGUCGAUGCUAUCGUUUUCUAAAAGAUGUCAUUUUGUCGGAUGCAGAUUUUUUUGUUGUUACACACAGAUUAUGACACAUAAGAGAAGGUUGUCGUGCGUCAGCAGGAGCGUGUUCAGUGUCUCGGCGUGCCUUGACCUUGUAUAUUUCGUUGUGUUUGCUCAGUAGCACUUGAGACAGUUUCUCUGCCAAUAUUGCAUUUUGUUGUCUUCAGUAACACUUUUCAUUUACAGCUCCUGCUCAGAUCCGUCAUACGUGAAACUUUAAGGGGUUAAGCUUCAAAUACAAUUUGAACUAAUAUUCCAGAACUGAAACGACUCUCGGGCGACAGAUCAGCGUUACUCAAGGAUUCACAGGUUUAAUACUGAAAGUUUAAAAACCUGAGCUUCCGCAGUUCGAAACACGUUUGAAGAAUUGCUGUCUUCCACUCGCGUUGAGAAACGUCUGCGUGACGUGCACCGGCUCCGGGAAACUGUCGACCUGAACGUUGAAGCAUCUUUAACGUUAACGUGGGAAAGUGGCACAGGUUCUUUUCAAGAGCACGACGGGAGCUGUAAAUCAAGGUGUUACUGACCGUUUGUACCAAAGACACUAUAGAACUUUUUAUAUAUCAUAAGGGAUACAAUAAUGCUUGUUGGGGGGGGGAUGUAUGAAAGAUGUAAGAUUUUACAGUAAUGUUGUUUUUGUAGCGGGACUUAGAGUUUUAUGAAUAAAUAUUUAAGUUUGAUCAAAAA
Molecule: messenger RNA, 1864 nt
Organism: Paralichthys olivaceus (Japanese flounder)
Lineage: Eukaryota; Metazoa; Chordata; Actinopteri; Pleuronectiformes; Paralichthyidae
Source: RefSeq, a predicted model, not a curated record